Molecule: messenger RNA, 1505 nt
Organism: Vespula vulgaris
Lineage: Eukaryota; Metazoa; Arthropoda; Insecta; Hymenoptera; Vespidae
Product: carbonic anhydrase 7-like
Exons: 3
Coding region: 500-1318 (272 amino acids)
Cellular component (GO): cytoplasm
Molecular function (GO): zinc ion binding; carbonate dehydratase activity
Source: RefSeq, a predicted model, not a curated record
AUUGUGAGCGGCAUAUCCGAACGAAAAGAUCGGCGAUUGGCAUUCUUCUUCGAUGACGGAGGUUCGUGAAAAGAUGUGAGACCACUUCAACAAUUCGCUGGACAGCAACGCUUUGUCGUUCACAAAGUGUAGAUGAAAUUUAUAAUCGUUCGGUAAUUGAAUAUUGAUCGCGCUCACAUACCUAAGAAUAAAACGCUACCAGAUACGAUCAUCAAUUCGGGCCACGAAAAGCCCAACAUAUUUUCAUCGAGAUAUUAACCACCCGACGAUUUUACUCGCAACUCAUGGUACGUGACAUCGAUUCCAUUUUUGAAAGAUACGUGAACGUUGUUUCAAAUUGGAAUACUCGAUAGGCAAAUAUCGAUCUCCUCCAUUGUUCUCCCGUUGAACGGUCGACGUUGAGAAAAGAAUUCAAAAUCCUUAAGUACGAUGAAUUAGAAUUCUGCGAAGGAUGUCCAGUCGAUAAGAAGGCAAAAUAGAUUCUAGAAAAGUAGGAAAUAUGCAGUGCGCUGGUGACAGCUCGAAAUGGGGACAAUCUCCCGUGGAUAUAGACGACAAUCAUGUUCUUAGAGUAGAAUAUCCUCCUCUCACUAUGAGUGGCCAUUGGAAUCAGGAAGGAUACGCAAAUAUAAAGAACACUGGAUCUACCGGUAAAUUAUGUAGAAACGAGCGACGACACUAUUCAUUUAUCUACGCGCACAUUUACGUAUCGUUUUCUACAGUCGCGAUAACUCUGGAGGGUAAUAGAAAUCCAGCUAGUAUACGUGGUGGACCGCUAACAGACGACGUCUACGAAUUUUCCGAAGUCGUCUUUCGUUGGGGCUCAUCGAAUUGUAAAGGAGCCGAGCAUACUCUCAAUGGAACGUGGUUUACAAUGGAAGCUCAAAUUAUACACUUUAAUCUUCGAUACGAAGAAAUUGAAAAGUGCUGGGACAAGAGAGACGGACUCGCGAUUUGCUCCUAUUUUCUUCAGGUCUAUCAACUUCCUGCUUGGGACGAGCAUCCAUUGUUCUCGAAGAUCACCGAUAAUUUGUAUAAAAUCACCGAACCGGAGUCCACCGCAAAAAUAUCACCUAACUGUUUGAGUUGGAUGAGGCAAGCCUGUCAAACACCAGGCUAUUAUAGCUACUCCGGUUCCAUUACCACUUGGCCCUAUUACGAGUGCGCAACUUGGAUCAUUUUCCCAGAACCCGUACGAAUCUCGGAAAAUCAAGCGCAAUGUUUCAGAAUGUUAAGAAACAAACAAGGAACGUUUAUCAAAGAGAAUUAUCGGGAGGUUCAAAAGCUCAAUUCGCGAGUAAUUUACUAUAUUUGUUGAAGCUAUGUUUCUAUUUUUAUAAAUAUUGUAUAUCAGCCCAUUGUUGAUAUUUCAUUAUACUACACGCGUAUAUUUGUUUAAUAUGACUUAAUAAAACACGUCAAUGAGAAUACACGUAAAGUAUGUGUCAAUAUGUAUUCGUUAACAACUUCACAAUGAAACUACCACACGAUAUGAUUAAAACAAC